Sesamum indicum (sesame) is the source of this 3388-nucleotide messenger RNA. Lineage: Eukaryota; Viridiplantae; Streptophyta; Magnoliopsida; Lamiales; Pedaliaceae. The record is from RefSeq and is a predicted model, not a curated record.
AGUGUUAGUCUAUGUGUUAGAGAAAUAUAUAAAGGAUAUUUUGGAAUAUCACAUGUUAUGCCCUCUUCUUCGAGGAGGUAAAAUUUAUAUGUCCUAAUAAUGUGGAAUUCGGUCUAUACAUUUUAAAGACAAUUGUGGUAUUUCAAGGUAUGUUUAAAAAGUAUUAAAAUACCUGAAGCUAAUUUUCAUGGUGAUUACAUGCUUGAGGGACUUUAUGGCAAAAUUGAUUUGCCUAAAAAUAUGAUCGGGUUUUGGUCGGAAGUUUUGAAAGUAUUGCAAUAUUUUUAUGAGCUAACGAGUUGAGUCUUUGGAUCUUUGUAUGUUGAAUCUAACACAUUUUUCGAUGGAAUAAGUAAUGUUUAUGACUUGUAGGAAGAGUGACUUAGAAGUAACGAUGCUUAUGUGGUAAAUAUGGCAUGGCAAACGAAGUAGAAAUUUGAUAAGUAUUAAGGUAAUAUUGAGAAUAUGAAUAUAAUGCUAUGUAUUGCUGUCAUGAUUGAUCAUUGUUAUAAGUUCUUUUAACUCCAAUAUAUUUUCAAGAAUAUGUAUAUUUCUUGAAGCAGAAAAGGAAGAAAGACAAGUUUGACCAGAAUUACCCUAUAUGAUACUUUUGAAGAAUACAAGAAAAUGCAUUCUCAUAUAACGCUCUCUACCACUUAUUCUAGUGAAUCAGGGCAGGAUCAAGAUGACUUAAGUGAAAGAAAUUAGAGCUCACAGAAAGAAAUACCAACAAAUGAUAUAUGAGAUUAGAGGCAUGGAUGAAUUGGAGUUGGAUGCCUAUCUAAAUUAAUAAAUGGAGAAAGUUUCGUUGAGUUUUGAUAUUAUUGAUUAGUGGAAGUUGCAUACUCCCAAAUUCCUUAUCAUAUCAAGAUUGGCACGGAAUGUGUUAGCUAUGCUUAUAUCUAUAGUUGUCUCAUAGUCCACUUUUAGUACCGAAGAUUCUAUAAUUGAUGAUUUUAAAACGUCAAUGACUCUAAAAUCAGCACAAACUCUAAUUUAUUGUGAUGAAGGGAACUAUGACUUCAUCCAAACAAUUGAAAAAAAUAUAACCUAUUUAAUAUAUAUUGUAAAUAUUAUUUUAUCGGCAUCUUUCAAUAUCAUAUUAUAAAAUUUUAAUAUCUUUUUUCUAAUGAGUUAUUUUAUACUUAUAGAGUAAAUUAUCAUUGGUUAUUAUGUUAUAUGUUACAAAAGUAUAAAUUGUUUUCUUCCUUUUUCAUUUAUAGUUUGUUUUAUAAUUUUUUGGUCGUUUUGUUUUUAAGUUGGCCCAUGAAGUGAUGAAGGUACUUCAAUUUCAAGAUUCUUAAUUAGUGAAAAGUGAAAUCUCAUCAGCAUCAAAGUCACAAUUCAAAUCGUCAAAAUUGUUAUUUGACUUGUGUCCUCUGUUGUUGAAUUUGAAUUGUUAUUGCAAAAGUGAAUACUUGUCAUGUUAAUUUUAAUAUUGAGUUCUUGAAUUAGAAUUGUAUUCCUAAUAUUUUGUAUUUUGCACUCUAUUAAUUGAUGUUUUUGAAGUCAACUUUGUGGACUGUUUGCUGCAAGUUGAUGGAAUCCCAUCUUUGUUAAGAAGGGAAAAUGUCAAACACUCUUGUGAGUAAGAGAAAAGGACAGCAACUUUAAGAACAUAUUUUGGUCGGAUAAACAUGGGGGCUUUUGUUCUUUUCUUCUAUUGUUAUGACCAAUAAUUGUUGGUCAGAUGGCCUUGGAUGUUUGAAUCCUAGAAACCCCUUUUCUUGGCUUUGUUGCAGACAAUCUUUGUUUCUGUCUUUGUAGUCAAUUCUUUGUGGGGUUGUGCUUGUCCCUCUCUUGAGUAUCUUUCAUGUAGUUCUUGAAAAAGGAGGUGUUUUUUGGGCUGGAACUCUGUGUUUGAAAUCAUGGGAGGCAGUUGUUUUGUUGGUAUUCUGUUCUUGAUUCUGCUGCAAUUUCUUGAUUCUUGUUCUGGUCUCCCUCUGUGUACUGAUUCGAGAGCACCCUUUAUUCCAAGCUCUCAUCUGCAGUUCUGUCCCUAUAAUGGCACCUCAUGCUGCAACGACACCGACGAUUUGAGUAUAAAGAAGCAGUUUGAAUCAAUGAACAUUUCAGAUCCCGGCUGUGCUUCUCUCCUUAAAUCUAUCCUUUGCGCGAGGUGUGAUCAAUUUUCAGCCGAGCUUUUCAGAGUCGAUUCUGGAGCAGUCCCCGUGCUGUGUAACUCUACGGUUUCAGCACACUCAACGCAGUCUAAUGAAGCUACAAACGACUACUGUUCUCAAGUAUGGAGCACUUGCCAAAAUGUCUCUAUUUUGAACUCACCCUUUGCCGCUUCAUUGCAAGGCAGAGCUGGAGCGCCAAGAAACUCCAACUCCACAAAACUGACGGAUCUAUGGCAAUCACAAACAGAUUUCUGUAACGCUGUUGACGGUACAUCCAAUGACGGAGCAGCAUGCUUCACUGGUGCGCCUGUUACACUAAACAGUACUGGAACUCCGAGCCCUUUGAGUGGUAUGUGCCUAGAGAAAAUACCCAACGGAUCUUAUCUCAACAUGGCUGGUCACCCGGACGGCUCAAAUCGUGCCUUUUUCUCGAACCAGCAAGGGAAAUUUGGUUGGCAACUUGGAGCUCGAUGAGGCCGACCCUUUUCUAGACCUAACUGAUGAAGUUCAUUUUGAUACUGAGUUAGGACUUUUGGGGAUUGCAUUUCAUCCAAAAUUCACAGAAAACGGUCGGUUCUUCGUUUCAUUUAACUGUGACAGGGCGAAGUGGCCGAACUGUGCAGGCAGGUGUGCGUGUAAUUCUGAUGUGAACUGUGAUCCAUCAACACUAGAUCCCGAUAAUGGUGCACAGCCUUGCCAGUAUCAAAGUGUUAUAGCAGAGUAUACGGUUAAUGGCACACACUUGAUCACAUUCACAUACUCUCUCACACACACACGCAGAGGAUUAAUGAAAUGAAAACAUGUACAUGAAGAUCAUCAUCUAUUUAUGCAAACCACAAAGCUAUGAUGUAAAAUCCAAGAAUGAGAGAGAGAGAGAGAGAGGAUCAUAUGCAACUACACGUAAAAGACUGGAACAUGCAAUCACUACAACCUUACUCACAAUUUGGACAAAACUCCAACCUCUCUUGUGUUGGAUAUCAGCUGUUGCAGAGCACCACGAUCACGAUUUAUGCAAUCAUUACAACCUUAUACAAUGAGAAGCUGAUCAUGUAAACGACGUUGCAGUAGCUAGUGUCGCAGAGAGAUGGCCCUUGCUUAUUGCAGUGUGUGUGUUUCCUGUAGAGCAGGUGCCAUCUCUCCUGCGGCAUCAGCACUGAAACCCUCUUUCCUACACAUACAUGUAAUAAUUUUCAGUAUUAGCAUAUCUUUUGGCACUUUCCAAACGUAAAGAUAUAGUUGACGCCUGUUUAUACCACAAUGUAUGA